Pangasianodon hypophthalmus (striped catfish) is the source of this 3200-nucleotide messenger RNA. RefSeq names its product consortin, connexin sorting protein b (gene cnstb). The transcript has 10 exons. NCBI's taxonomy places the organism in Eukaryota, Metazoa, Chordata, Actinopteri, Siluriformes, Pangasiidae. The coding region runs from base 212 to 1393 and encodes 393 amino acids. Gene Ontology annotation, biological process: positive regulation of Golgi to plasma membrane protein transport. The record is from RefSeq and is a predicted model, not a curated record. Gene Ontology annotation, cellular component: plasma membrane; trans-Golgi network; transport vesicle. Gene Ontology annotation, molecular function: connexin binding.
UACGCCCCUGGUCCUCAUCGAAAACAGCUACACAGCUGUAAAAGCCAAAACCCAAACCUGAUUCCAGAUGUGUGUGUCAACCAGGCAAAGCUCUGCAUACAGAAACCACUGGACUACGGCUGCAGCUGCAGGUCUUUAUGGUGUUCGCUUUGCAAUGCAAAUAUUUGAACAUUGAAUAAGUAAUGGUCACCUGCCAGAAUAUUUUAAAGUUAUGGGAGACCCCAAAACAGAAGAGGACAUGAGAGGACAGGAAGACCACAUCACUCUGUGGCCCAAUGGUACAGAAGCGAUCAUCAGCUCAGACCUCUCUGUUUCUCAUGAGAACCAGAACAAAUCGAUGAUGAGAGAAACGAUGGAUUGGCCACUGGAGAAACAACACAUGAUGAAUAACAAGCCAGAAGAGAAAUCUGAGAACAAUACCAUAAGGUUCUCCUUAGAUGGCAGUGCAUCAGGUAAUUUGCAUAGUGCUACAGGGCCCAGUCCUGCCUUUUUGGCUGCAUUGGCUUCUCUGGGUGAACACACCGAUCACAUGCUCUUGCCUCACUCGUUACAUCAGAUAGCAGAAGCUUAUUUUCUUGAAGAAGACUAUCAGUGGGCAGUUCACUUCCUGCAUUUGGAGAUGCUAUAUCAUGAGAGACUGCUUUCCAACUUGGCCUCCAUGCAGAAGGCCUGGGAAUCCAGGUGGAAGGCUGUUUCUCAAGCCAAAAAUGGUUCUCCUGUGAAGAUCCACUAUACUGAGCCCGAGGCAAAGCACAUGAACUCUCUGAAUCUCAUCUGCAGAUCACACCAAAGACCUAAUCGCAGUGGGGAAAAGCAGGUAACCAAGGAGAGCAUUACAGUUCAGUACAGUUCAAGUACAGGAAAUCCUUUUAAAAUGAAGGAGUGGACAGAGCAGCCAUGGAGUGACCCAGAAGAGGAAAAUGGGGGUGAAGAAGAGGACAGAGAGGCUGAAAGUUUGACUGAGGUGGUGCAGGAGGCGGUGGCCAGAAGACAGCAGUUAUCUGGGGAAGAACUGACUGAACCCAUUGAAGUUGAGGAGACCUUUCCCUCCAAUGGUCUCAUCUCCAUCUUGAAGAAGAGAACAUGUCCGGAGGAAUCCAGUCCUGUCAAUCACUCUCCACCCAGAACCUCCUCCAAAUUCAAAGUCCGCUUCAGUGAAACAGAUGCCUUACUGGACAAUGAUGAAGAGGGUGAAGACUCCUGUUUGUUCCUCCUUUUCCUGUGCCUGGUAACAGUGGUCAUCAGCAUGGGAGGUACCAUGCUCUACUGCUUCCUGGGUGGGGCUUAUUCAAAUAUUUGCACUGAUUUCUCACACAACAUGGACUUCUGCUCUGGAUUUAUACGCCGAGUGGUGGACAUUCUCACACACUGGUUCAUUCCUGCAUCAUCAUAGCCCUGUUGCACUGGUAACACACUCCUGUUUUUCCUUCUAAUCUGUUUUCAUUGUCAAACAGCAGAAACAAAGGAUACCUCUUUACCUGAUGAAGACAACUGGACAAGCAUUCAUGUGUAAAAGCAGGCGAACUUAAUGUCAGUUAGUGGAGUCUGAGCUUCCACUAUACACAGAUUGUGUAGAAUUCACAUUAUAUUAACUACUGCAUCCGAUUAACUAAUAACUCUGUUGAGAUAAUUCCGCUGAUGGCUUGUUUCACCAGUUCUAUUUUAUUUCUUUUGUUGAAAUAUGAAGAAAUAAUGUUCCUUAAUUAUGUACUGGCAACUUUAUACUGCACAGUUGACAACUUUAUCACCACAGAAUUUGCUUGCUUAUAAAUCUUAACCUUGUUUUGUAUUAUAUAAUAUCAGGCAAUAUUUUAUGCUCACAAUCUUUUAUGACUCACAAGUGCACACAUCUGGAAAUUCUUUGUACAUGAUGUACAUGAUGUGCAAAAAAAAAGGUUGAUUCGUCGCAGCAGAGGACCAGAUGAAAAGCAGGGUAGUAUGUGCUCUGAAUUUACUGUUAAGAGAAUCUAUUUAAUAAUUUGUACAUAAUUAUGGCUAGACUCAUUUAUGGAUAGACACUGAAAUGCGUCUUUUUUCAUUUUUAUUUUUUCAUAUUCCGAACUUUAUUGUUAGCUAUAUUCACUGUCCCAUUCUUAAAAGUCUGUAUGAAAAAAAAAAAUGCUUCUGUUAAGUGUGCCCUCAAUCACACAGACAUAAAAAAGUGAACUGUAUAAUGUAUAUAUUUUAUGCUAAAUACAUACAAAUAUGAAUAUAAAUACAGGCAAACCUGAAAUUAUAGGGACCCAUAAAGUGCAAAAUAUGUACGAUACGUAUAAAAUAAACGCACAAUGAUUCCAAAUUCUUUCUACUAAUCAUUUCUACUACUUUCCUGUAACAGUAUCACAGCUGUUGAAAACAGUCCUCAAACUGUACGUAUCCAUUUAUACUGUAUGUGACCAGAAAUUAACAGUGAGUAAGGGCAGAUAUGCAUGGGGAAAAAAGAUGAGCUACAGUCUAUAACUGCACUGCACGGGUAUGUUCCAGCAAGUACGCACUGUGUUGCGUCUGAUACACACUACCAUGUUAGUGUCACUGCUGUGCUCAGAACAAUCCACCACCAAGGGUAGAGAGUGGCAAAUUGUGCUGAUUAAAUGGCCAAUAUCCAAUAAAAUGUUGGAUUAAUGAUUGACAAACAAUGGGCCUGAUUCAUCAAUCUUUUAGUAAAGUUGUUGUAAAUGUUUGCCAAACUGAGCUAAAAAUUUCUGCUGGAUUUACAAAAAAGUUUCAGAAAUGACGAUUUUCUUCAUAUUCAUGUGUAUGUUGAUAAAUCACGGCACAGCUGAUUUGCAUUUGGUGACGCCCACAAAACUCCAUAAAAGGCAAAGCUCACACAGCUGAAAUGAUGAGUGAAAGGCAAAAAAAAAGACUUUUGCUGAGGUAGAAGUGAAAGUUAUUUUGACUCAGCUCUAUGCAAGUAAAAAAUAUAUAUUAUAUUUGUCAUUGUAACAGCACCUGAAAGGCCAAAAUCAGGAGCCAAAUUUCAGAAAAAGGUGAAUUAGAUGUGAAGUAAGUGAAGUAGAAAGAAAAUGGUUUGACAUGAAAAUGGAGAAAAACCAAUAACAUUGCACAAAGAAACUGCUAUUUUUAAUUGUUUUUUACUCAAAGUCAAAUGUCUCAGUGACUCUUGGUCAGAAAUCUCUCACACCCUCCCUGGAGCCAUGUUAGAAAAGCAGAAGGGUACGUGUCUGCAGGAAGCCAAU